AUGGGACAUGAGGAGCAUGGAGGGACUUGGCACAUGGACGCAGCUCAACUGGAUACGCAAAGGAAGAAGGGAGAAGCCAUCUUGAAGACCAGCUCGACCGUCUACUCGACCAACCGGUCGAGUUCCUCAACUCGACCGGCCAAGCUUCAACUCGAUCGAGCUGAGAAGCAUUCGGGCAAUCCGUUAUCUUGGCGUGGAAGAAGAAAUGACCAUUUCGUCCGAUGUAGACUUGAACGAGCUCUGUCAAACAGUGAAUGGGCGGAACUGUAUCCUUCCGGAAGGUGCGAGCAUCUGCGGUUUGAAGGAUCAGACCAUCGUCCUGUAGUCUCAUAUUUUGACCCUAAUAGACAAAAGAAAAAAGGUCUCUUUAGGUACGACCGACGCUUAAAGGAUAAUGACGAAGUCAAAGCACUUAUCACCAAGGUCUGGGAAGAAGCUUCAGAGGCGAACCUAAAUCAAAAGAUCAUUCAGUGUAGACGUGCCUUGAUAAACUGGAGCAAGAGCAAACAUUUGGACAGUCAAAAGCGAAUAGAGGAAUUAAAGCAGGGCAUAGAGGCUGAAAUCAGUAGUGCUUCCCCAAAUGAGGAACUCUCACUAAAACGAAAUGAAGAACUAAGACACGCUUACAAUGCUGAAGAAGCGUUUUGGAAACAAAGAAGCAGGCAGCUAUCGCUCCAGCUCGGUGAUCAUAACACCACCUCUUUUCAUGCAGCAACAAGGGCACGCUUUGCUAUAAACAAGUUUUCCGUCUUAGAAAAUGAUGCAGGGGAUGUAAUCUAUGAAGAGGAACAAAUGUUGCAGCCUUUACCUUUGGAGAUCAAGGAAGCGCUGUUUGGAACCCACCCUGACAAAGCCCCAGGGCCUGAUGGAUUCUCAGCAAGUAUCUUCCAAUCCAAUUGGAAUAUUGUGGGAGCAGAUAUUGUGUCAGACGUGCAAGGCUUCUUCAGCUCCGGAGUUAUGGCACGCAGUUCAAAUGAGACACACAUCCGGCUAAUCCCGAAAAUCCUGGCACCAAAAAAAGUUGCAGAUUAUAGACCGAUAGCGCUAUGCAACGUGUGCUACAAGAUUAUUUCUAAGCUAUUGGCAAGACGUCCACAACCUCUCCUAGAUGGUAUCAUCUCAGAAAAUCAAUCAGCCUUUGUCCCAAAAAGAGCCAUUUCAGACAAUGUCCUAAUCACGCAUGAAGUCUUACACUUUCUAAAGGUUUAA
Molecule: messenger RNA, 1209 nt
Organism: Microthlaspi erraticum
Lineage: Eukaryota; Viridiplantae; Streptophyta; Magnoliopsida; Brassicales; Brassicaceae
Source: the annotation of a GenBank genome assembly